Molecule: messenger RNA, 3702 nt
Organism: Owenia fusiformis
Lineage: Eukaryota; Metazoa; Annelida; Polychaeta; Sabellida; Oweniidae
Source: the annotation of a GenBank genome assembly
CUAACCACUUGCAAAGUAAUAACAACAUGUUCUCUGCGUUAGUUCAUCAUUUUCUGAAUGUAUAGCAUGACAAUAGCAGCUGGAUUAAAUAUGUUCAAUUCAACAGUAACUGAGGAGAGACAAUAUGCUGAUUUUGUUUGAGAAUGUAGACGUUUUAUACAUAAAAACAUAGGCCUACUCUCGAUAUGUCGAAGGAAAAGAAAAAAGUUGAGGAAUUUUUGCAAAAAAAUCCACAUUUUCUCAAAGAAUGGAUUAGAGAAAAUGCAAGCCCUGAGUUGAAGGCAGAAUUAUCUGAUGAGUUGAAAGUUAAUGAGCCUGUUAUCCAAUAUGAUAGUAGCGCCAGAAAUUCCAUAACACAAUGCAUGUUCAAAAGUUAUGUGGAGGGGAAGAGGUCGAAAAAGAUAUCUGUGCAGAAGGAUAUCUCGGCUCUUCAGAGUAUGAACGAGAAAGAACUGUUCAUGGAAUUGAUAAGAGAUGUUGCAAAUGAGCUUGAUGUAAAUGUAUUAUGCCAUAAAAUUCUAGUCAAUGUCAGUAUGCUGACAAAAUGUGAUCGUGGUAGCUUAUUCCUUGCAAGGGGUCCAAAGGAAAAUCGUUUCCUUGUGUCCAAACUCUUUGAUGUGACACAGACUUCAACAAUUCAAGAAUCCAUUCAUACUGCAGAUAAUGAAAUAAAAGUUCCAUUUGGUGUUGGAAUUGCAGGUUGUGUUGCAGAAACAAAAACCAUGAUAAAUAUCACUGAUGCUUAUGAGGACCCAAGAUUUAACAAAGAAGUGGACAAAAAAACUGGGUACAGAACGCACAGUGUCCUUUGCAUGCCUAUUUGUAACCAUGACGGAGAUGUGAUAGGUGUUGCACAAAUUAUCAACAAAACCAAUGGAAAUCAUCAAUUUAAUGAUGAUGAUAUUGAGGUCUUCAAAAACUAUUUAACAUUCUGUGGGAUCGGCCUGACUAAUGCACAGCUAUUUGAAAUGUCUGUGCUUGAAUAUAAAAGAAACCAGAUGCUGUUGAAAAUGGCUCGGAGUAUUUUUGAGGAACAGUCGAAUCUUGACAAUCUGGUCCAGAAGAUCAUGCUUGAAUCACAAGACUUGUUAAAAUGUGAACGCUGUAGUGUUUAUAUCAUCGAUGAUACCAUGGAGGGGGAAGAACAUGCAGCAUACCAACAGCAUAGAAAUCCUGUAGAAAUGAUGAGAGCUCAACAAAGGAUUUCAGUGUCAUCAGUGAAAAAAUUUUAUCACCCUGAGGAUAUAGUGUUUGAGAAAGCAUUCGAUCUCUUUGCUUGUGAUAAAGAGAACAUCAAGAACCCAAGUACAAAAGACCUGGAAAGCUGGAAUAAUGCUGAGAUAGCUAGGCAUGUGGCAACAACUGGUGAGAUCCUGAACAUUCCAGAUAUUGAGGUAGAUGCAAAGUGGGGUAAAAACCAAAAAGUGAUGAAUGAUUAUCCAGAAUUCAAGACGCGUAGUUUGCUGUGUUUGCCCAUAUAUAGCAGUGAGCACAAGGUCAUCGGUGUUGCUCAAGUCAUUAACAAAAUCAACAAUCAGCCAUUCAAUAACAAUGACAUCAACAUCUUUGAGGCAUUUGGGAUAUUCUGUGGCCUUGGCAUAUGCAACACACAGAUGUAUGAGGAAGCAGUGAAACUUAUGGCCAAGCAGAGUGUCGCACUGGAGGUACUUUCCUAUCAUGCUACAGCCCAACAGGAGGAAACCAUGAAACUGAAGAAAGCUGUCAUUCCCAAAGCAAGCAAGUACAACCUCUAUGGGUUUGACUUCAGUGAUUUCCCAUUGAGUGAUGAUGACACAGUGAAAGGAACAAUCAGAAUGUUUUUGGAGACAGAUAUCAUGUCACAGUUUCAUGUACCAUAUGAAGUCUUGUGUCGUUGGAUCCUCAGUGUAAAAAAGAAUUACAGGCCUGUCACCUAUCAUAACUGGCGUCAUGCUUUCAAUGUAGCACAAACCAUGUUCACCAUGCUCUAUACAGGGAAGAUCAAGAAGGUGUUCACUGAGCUGGAGGUAUUUGGACUGCUGGUUGCUUGUCUUUGUCAUGAUCUCGACCAUAGAGGGACCAAUAAUGCCUUUCAGAGCAAGUCAGAUUCACCACUGGCUAUGUUGUACGGGACAUCCACUAUGGAACACCAUCACUUUGACCACUGCAUCAUGAUUCUCAACAGUGAGGGCAACAACAUAUUCCAACAUUUGAAUCCAGAGGAUUACAGAAAAGUUAUUAAGGUGUUAGAAAGUGCAAUCUUAUCUACUGACCUGGCUCUGUAUUUCAAGAAACGUGGUGGUUUUGAGAAACUAGUAUCAUCAGGAGAAAGGAAAUGGGAAGAUGACAACUCAAAGGAACUUCUCAGGGGGAUGAUGAUGACAGCAUGUGAUGUGUCUGCAAUUACAAAACCAUGGGAGGUACAACAACAAGUUGCUGAAUUAGUCUCAGCAGAAUUUUUUGAACAAGGAGACCUUGAAAAAGAACAUUUUGAUGCUGGUCCAAUAGCAAUGAUGGACAGAGACAAGAAGGAUGAACUGCCAAAGAUGCAAGUAGGAUUCAUAGAUGGAAUAUGCAUGCCUGUAUAUAAGCUGCUGAGUGAAAAGUUUGAAGAGGUUGCACCUAUGUUGCAUGGGUGUGAAAGAAAUCGCGAUAAAUGGACAGAGCUAAUGCCUGAUCGCAGAGAUGAGCCAAAAAAGCAAAAUGGUCAGACAUUAACCAAGGAUGGUAAUCCACCAGGUGAGCGGACAAAAAACGGUGAUCCGCCACCACAACAAACCAAUAGCAGCCCAGCUGAAGUGGUGGCGGACAAUAACAAUAAGAUGUUGAAUGGAGGGCGUGACUGACAAAAAAAAGUUAACAAAAAAGAAAAGCACCACAUGCAUUAUGGUCUAGAUGAACUGUUAAAAGCAUUGAAGCAAAAUACCACCACUUCAUAAUGUAAUCCUGGCUCUGUGGACAGUUGAUAAUAUACUAUAGAUUACAUAAAAGAACUGAUAAGUGUUGAGUUCUUUUAAUGUUGCUAUUACUGUAUGGAAUAUUUACUGAAGUAAUAGACCCACUGAUUUGUAUCUUCGAAUACAAACAAUUAAUAUUUUAAAAAUUUCUUUUUUUUUCCAAAAUAGAAUGGAAACAUGUCCAUCUUCAUGUGUAUUUGUACUUCAAUCAAUAGGUAUUUUAAAAAAUACACAUGAAAAUAGCAAAGUUUAUAUUAGACAUGUGUGGAUUGUGUGGUAUUAGGUGACAACAUUGCAUUUUAAGUGAAACGGGUGAUUUUCAAGAAUUCUAAAUAUGUUAUGUUUUUGAGCCAUGCUGAUUAUACUGGUAAAAAAUAUUAUAUUUUCAAUGUGGAAAGUUCACUUUGUAAAAUGAAAAGUAGAAUUACAAAUUUUAUAUGUCCAGUACUCAAUAUCACUGUGGUGGAACUCUUCAAACUCUUUACAAAAACAGAUCUGUUUCAGUAACAAAAUGUUGCAGCCUCGAAGGUACGAUAUCUCCUUUUCAAUGAUUUCUAAACAUUUAUUUAUGGCUUCUAUUAUUAUACAUUACCACACAUGCCAUAUGUGAUAUAUAUUUUAUAUAUGUUUUGUGUACAUAAGAUAAUCUUCACCAUCCAAAACUCCGUAACUGCAUAAUCAGAGGUAUAACCAUGGUUAUAAUCCUGCAUGUAAUUAAAACGCUGUGCAUAAUUAUUAUAAUACUGCAUACUAGUAUUGCAUAAUG